Molecule: messenger RNA, 4536 nt
Organism: Acanthosepion pharaonis
Lineage: Eukaryota; Metazoa; Mollusca; Cephalopoda; Sepiida; Sepiidae
Source: the annotation of a GenBank genome assembly
AUGUCUCAGUUUGGGAGAGAUUUAGAUAAUUUCAGCGCAUGUCGGACUGUACGCAUAAUCGGUUCAGAAUGUGUGGAAAACUACACAGUGUACAUAAUAGAAGUGACUAUUGGACCAUACACAUGGACAGUCAAACAUCGAUAUAGCGAUUUCCAUGAUUUGCACGAUAAGCUUGUUUCGACAUUUAAAAUUGACAAGAGUCUGCUUCCGCCCAAAAAGUUAUUUGGAAACCAAUCAGAGGCUUUUAUUAAAAAGCGACAAAAUGAUCUUGAAGUUUACCUGCAGACAAUAUUGUACUAUUUGGCACAGAAAAUACCUCCUAUCUUAGCAUACUUCCUGGAUUUUCAUAAAUAUGAAAUCCAUGGAAUUACCCAAGCCCUUGCUGAAGAUUUGUACAACAGAGGUGAAUUGAUUCUUCAAGCUAAAGAACCAUUCCAAAUGACAACUCUUCACCUUUAUGCUCUGACAGAAAGAUUGAAACUUCCUGAACCUACCUGUGGAUUCACUCUUCUUUUUCCAGAUAGUGGUGAUGUAAAGAAAGACAUUGGUCAUAUUCUUGACUUCAUCACACGCCUAAAGCACCUCAAGAUCUGUGGUAGCCGUGAUCCUGUUGGAAGCAGCAACAUUGACAUGAAUGAGUUGCGCUUUGAUCUGACAUUAUUUAAAUCCUUGCAAACACUUGAGAUUUUGAAUUGUAAUUCGAUGCUAAUCACUGGGUUUGAAACCAUCAAACAGACAUUACAGAAAAUUGAAGCUCACCAUUCCAUGAAGGAAAUUAAAGAUUUACUUCUCCAAGAAUUCUCUCAUUGGCGAGAUGAAGAUGGGACAUUAAUUGUUGCUUUCUGGAACCAUAUAAUAGAAGCAGACUUAGGCCAUAACAAUAUUAAGAGCAUUGACGAGAGUGUGCAAUUGCUUCCGAGAGUGGAACAUUUAGACCUCAGUCAUAACCAAAUUGAGACCAUCCAAAACCUUCAGUGGCUGAGUCAGCUCACUUUUCUUGACCUGUCCCACAAUAACAUCCACCAGCUGGACUCUUUGCAUACUAAACUUGGUAACUUGAAAACUUUAAAUUUGGCUGGCAACAGAAUCAGACACUUGCAAGGUUUGUCAAAGUUAUUUUCAUUGGUCAAUCUGGAUAUCAGCAACAAUGACAUCUCAGAGAUCAAUGAAGUCAAACAUAUCAGUGGACUGCCUUGUAUGGAAAAGCUUUCUUUGAUUGGCAAUUCUGUUACAAUUGUGUUAGAUUAUCGGACUAAAGUUCUGGCCAUGUUUUCAGAAAGGGCAAAUGAGAUCUACCUGGACAACAUGAAGCCUUCCCAGAAGGAAUUGGAUACUGUGGCUGUGGUUUUAGCAUUGCAAAAAUCUAAAGAAAACAAAGAGAAACUUCGAAAGAUGUUGCCAAAUAAACAUGCUUCUGAUAUGGACUGUGCUAGUAGAGAUUCCAGUCCACGGAAUCCCACCCUGAUUACAGCUCCACUCAGUUCAACAAUAACCACCUCCUCCUCCUCCUCCACUCCUCCAGUGGCCAGUUCCCCACCUGUUGGUCUGGUGUUGCCAUCAUCAGGGACCAAUGCAACUGAGACCGGGGGAGACUCCCUACCAACACCUCCUCUGCCAGGAUUAGGCCAGGAUAAAGAAAUUGCACGGAAACGAACACUUCUCUCUAUUGCUGAACACUCUAGUCUUUUAGCUAACAGUCUUUCUCAGUACCAGAGACUUGCAGUAGCCAAAACUGAAGACAAGGAGGAGGCAGUAGCGAACAAUCAACACAUCAGACAAUCUUCCAAUGAUACAAUGACAGAGACUUGUACAGGCAAAUCAAAUACAAAUGAUCAGUGUCACCAUGUUGACAACUCAGUAGUAGAGAGCAGUCAGCUUGUUUCGACUAACCAUUUCUUGCCAAGUGACCAGCAAACAAAUGAUUUCUUGCCAACUGACCAGCCCUUGUCAUGUGUACAGAAAACUGACCAAGAACCCUUGAAAAUAGACCAAUCAUUACAGGCUUCCCCCAAAUCUGAUUGCGGUUUUUUAUCAGGUUUCUCCCAAAACUCUGAUAAAAAGCAUCAAUAUCGUCCUAAAGACCUUCAUCAGAAAGCUAGCAACUUUGUGUACAAAUAUGAACACUUACCUUCCACUAUGAACCGGAAUUUUUGCCACAGCCUCAUUUCUAAUCUGAUUGGUUCAACGAGUUCUGGCAGCGAGUGUGUUGAGCAAUUAUUUUGGAGCUACUCCCUUCAGUACACCCACCCAAAUUUAAUCAACCCUGCCUGUGUUGUCCUCACCCAGAAACAUAUCUUCAUUGAACAUCUGCAUGGCUACAGCACCAGUUUCCCGGGUGUUCCAAACACCCUCACUUACUACAUUCUUCCCCUGUGCAACAUCCAACAGGUAUUGGUCAGUUGUAAUUUCAUUCAACUGGAAGAGUCUUUUGUUGGUCCCACUGGUAUUUUCUUGCUUUAUGGCUUAGAGUCGUUGCAGGUGAGAAAGUUUUCUGAUGCACUUGUCAGGUGUUACAGGGACAACCGGCAAGAACAUGGUGAACCUGAAAUAAUUCAUGCAACCAGCCAGCAACGACUGUUAAGCGUCAUUGAAGAGGCUGAACAAAAGCAAGGAUUUUACUCGGUAGAUAUCAGCUUCACUGCACUCGUUAUAUCAGAUAGUCGUUUUUGCACUCUUGCAUUGACCGAAAAUUACUUGUACCUGUUAAAGCUAAACAACUUCCAAUCCUCCUAUCCUCGACCACCAGAGGAACAGGAAAAGGAAGGCGAUGCCAUACUAAGUGCCCAUCCCAUCAUGACAAGUCGGAACAUCAGCUUCAAGUGGCGGGAAAAUGGAAAACACUGCCACUUGCCCGAACGUAUGGACACUGUUCGUUAUGAGCUUUUCCCUUUGUCCAUGGAGUUUGGGAACCAGGAAAAAGACGAAGAAUGCCUAGUCGUUCAUUUUCUCAGCUCUGCCACCCGGGAUGAAUACCUUGAGAAGUUCACCACUUUACGUUCUCAGAAUAAUGACAGGCUUUCGUUAGUUGCUCGGCAGGAACCAGAAGGUGCCAACGAGGACAACGAUGUUGAAAUCAACAAACCGGCAGCCUCUUCAGCGGGUAACCAAUCUCCUAUGAUAAACAAAGAUUUCCUUACUAUCAAUUAUAAGAAUACCUCGGCCAAUAAUACCACGGCCUCAACACCGGAAAUGGAAACGUCUGAAAGGUUGCGCAAUUACCAAGAAAUACGUAGUCCAACCUUUACCCUGCCUUCUGAGGAACAGCUGAAUUAUUUGACUAAAUGCAACCAGUUAUAUAAAUUGGUGAAGGGCAGGUCGGCCUGUCUGGAAGCCUUGGGCAAAAUGGAUGGUCGAGAACUGGUUGAAUAUUUUCACUUGAACAUUGCCCAUGUUGGUUAUGACUGUGAGGAGGUGCUGUAUGUUGUCUGGGCCGAUAUUGUUCCUUACAAGAACCCCGACCAAGUGAUAACGUCCCUUGUGAUUUUGACCUCAAAAGCUGUCUAUUGUAUUUCUGACGCCAAAGUGGAAAUGCCACCAAAAGUCAAACGAAUGUGGAUGACCCACUGCCGGCAUAAAUCAGACUCUGCUAUUGCAUUUCUCCAGACUGACUUACGAAACGACGAUCACCACUGUGCUGGAAUUCUGCAUCGUGGUGGUUGUCAGCAUGCCAAAGUUCCCCGGGCCUUUAUCAUCAUUCCGCUUUCCGAGCUUGUGCAGAUCAACAUUGGAAUGUUCGACCAGUGUUUGCGCCUUACUGGCCCCAGCGAAAACUCUGUCUGUACAAUUGUGACUCGAGAAUGUGCUGCCACGGAGACAUUCCUUCAGAUCAUUUCCUCUGCCCUCUCCUCGCAUGUCGUGACCUCUGCUGACACACCGUCUGAUUCAGAGGUGGACUUCUACAGCCUGGUGACCAAGACCCGCUCCAGCACGGAAGGCAUUGAGUACAUUCACCCAAGCAAGGUCCGUUUCUGCUAUCCUGGUGAAGAAACCAUAUCGGACAUUAUGUACAUCAUCUCUGACAUUUCCAAAGAAGACCUCUCUUCGAAAGCCCCCUACCUCAUCUGGGUCUACAUUCUGGGCUUUCAGAUCCCCACAGAGUCGUCUGAUUUGUCCAAAGUGGUCACUGAGGCAUUGCCGCGUACAGUCAUUUUGACUAAUCGACACUUCUGUCUUGCGGCCGAAGAUCUUGUCAGCUAUCCUCUGCCAGAAUUUGCCCGAGGACUGCCAGACAAGCCACGGCACCGAAUUCUUGAGGUCCGCAAGAUCGAGUACCUGAAACGGAUACUAGUUGAGCAGGAGCCUCACAAAUGCCUUACUCUCGUGUUUUCUGAUGAGGACGACGAGAUUGAGGUGGACACCUCAUUUGAAUAUUACAGCCCCAAGGAGGACCUGAAGGGCCGUAAGUCUCCCCCCGAGGUCAGUCUACGUCUCCUUUUUCAGUAUGGUAAGGAGGAGGCCAAACUGUUGCAGAUGCUCAAACAUCAGUGGGGUGAGAUCCACUUGGUUGAUGAUCUGCCAGUGCAUAUGAUGGCUUGA